ACGAUAUUUUUUUUCUCAAAUUCUUAUUAAACCUUUGUUUCUUAAAUGAUCAAUACAAAUGAAUUAUAAUACUAAUAUAACAAGAUUGAGCCCAUUCUUUCUCAAUCACUCUUUUGUAAUCAUUUUGUCUGCUGAUAGAACAAGCCAGGUUUCUCAAUCAAUACUACCAACAUAAAAACCAAUACUUACAUAGUGGGACUGGCACUACCCUCGGUCCUAAUAUGGAAGAUAGUAUGGAAGAGGAACAAAGUUAUCAUCCCCAAGCUGUCUCCUACGGUAACUCGGCGCAUUCUAAGUCACCAGUCGUAUCUUCGGAUGAUGAAUGGGUGCCAAAUUGUGAUGAGGAAUUAAAACCUAAGGUUGGGCAACUAUUUGAUACGUUAGAGGAAGGUGGACAGUUUUACAAAAACUAUGCUCAUACUGUUGGAUUUAGUGUGCGUUCUUCGUCAGAAACUAAAGAUAAAAAUGGCGUGAAGCGUUGGAAGUACUAUGUCUGUUCGAAAGAAGGUUAUUUACCAAAUAAGACGGAAGUUAAAGAGCAAAGUGAACCAAAUGUCAAGAAUAGAAGAAGAAGUCUUACAAGAGAAGGAUGCAAUGCAAAAGUUGUUUUCAAACUUGUAGAAGGUAAAUAUGAGCUUUUUCGAUUUCAUGAAAGUCAUACACAUUCACUUGCUUCACCUAUGAAGAGACAAUUUUUGAGAUCAGCAAGAAAAGUAAAUCCUAUUCACAAGAGUUUAUUGCAUGCAUAUAAUAGAGCAAAUAUCGGGCCUUCAAAAACAUAUCAGUUAUUGAAAGAACAAUGUGGAGGUUAUCAAAAUAUUGGGUGCACACAAAGAGAUCUUCAAAAUUAUUCAAGAGAUUUAAAGACAUUGAUUAAAGAUUCUGAUGCACAUGUUUUUAUUGAUAACUUCAAAAGGAAACAAGAAGUUGAUCCAUCAUUCUACUAUGCAUAUGAGGUAGACGAAGAAGGUCGACUGAAACAUGUUUUUUGGGCAGAUGGUAUUUGUAGGAAAAAUUAUUUAUUGUUUGGGGAUGUGGUUUCAUUUGAUACUACAUAUAGAACAAAUAAAUAUUCUAUGAUAUUUGCACCAUUUACCAGGGUAAAUCAUCAUAGACAAUCUAUUACUUUCGGAGCAUGUUUUUUAGCAAAUGAAAAAGUUAACUCAUUCAUAUGGUUGUUUAGAAAGUUUUUGGAAGCAAUGGGAGGGCACAAUCCAACUCUUCUAAUAACAGAUCAAGAUCCUGCCAUGAAAGUUGCCAUUGAAAACGUUUUCACUUCUUAUAUUCAUAGAUUUUGUAUGUGGCACAUUAUGAAAAAAGUUUCUGAAAAAGUGGGUGUUUCUUUAAAUGCUAACGAUGAGUUCAAUAAUAGUUUCAAGUCAUGUGUUUGGAGAUCUGAGACAACAUCUGAUUUUGAAGAAACAUGGAAGUCUAUAAUUAGUAGGUUUGAGUUGGAAAAUAAUGAGUGGUUAUCUCAUAUGUUUGAUAUUCGAAGCAUGUGGAUUCCAGCAUACUUUAAAGAUAUUUUUUUGGCUGGAAUAUUGAGAACAACAUCAAGGUCAGAAAGUGAGAAUUCUUUUUAUGGUAAUUUCUUGAAUCCUAAUGUUAGCUUGGUCGAAUUUUGGAUGAGGUAUGAAUCUGCAAUAGAAGCACAAAGACAUAAAGAGUUACUUGCUGAUAAUAAUUCACUUCAUUCAAUACCAAAGCUAAUUGUAGCGGGGAAAAUCUGA
Molecule: messenger RNA, 1730 nt
Organism: Vicia villosa (hairy vetch)
Lineage: Eukaryota; Viridiplantae; Streptophyta; Magnoliopsida; Fabales; Fabaceae
Product: protein FAR1-RELATED SEQUENCE 5-like
Exons: 3
Coding region: 222-1730 (502 amino acids)
Biological process (GO): regulation of DNA-templated transcription
Source: RefSeq, a predicted model, not a curated record